Messenger RNA from Durusdinium trenchii, 2757 nucleotides. NCBI's taxonomy places the organism in Eukaryota, Dinophyceae, Suessiales, Symbiodiniaceae. The record is from the annotation of a GenBank genome assembly.
AUGCGACCCAAUGGGUCAUCACUUUGCGUGCCCAAUGGGCACAUGAGCCCCUGCGAACUCGCUUCACCAAGCUUUUCUGCAUAUUCUGGCAUUGCCUUCAUACAUCUUCAAACACCAUUGCCAUCGCUUCCGUCCAAAACCACCAAACACGCCAACAUCCAACCACCACCAGCUCGUUUCUCCGGCGUUUCUCCAUGCAUCGCCGACGGACGCCUUUCAGUUUGUGGCUCCAGCAUCCGGAUCAAUCCCUCUCCGUGCAUCGCAGCCAUGGGCUGUUGCGGAAACAAGGCAAAGGUGCAGGAGCCAUCCAAGGAUUCCAAGGUGGAGACUCCCGCUGAGGCCGACACCAACCCCUCCGGUGGAGCUGAGCCGACUGAUGACCCAUCCGCGAAGGCGGGUGGGGAAGAGUGGGUGGAAGAGAUGGUGGGCAUCGACAAGGAGGCAACCAUUCAGAUGUUGGUUUGCAUCGAUUGGAUGGAAACGUCCGGCCGUACACCAGAACCUCUGCCCUCCCUCUCUGACACAGCACUGCGCAAUGCCAAGGCGGUUCGAAUCCCGGAGCACGUGGUGACGCUUGGCUCCUGGGCCUUUGACCGGUGCCUUCGUAUGAUUCUGGUGGAGAUCCCCAACUCCGUGACUUCCAUUCAAAACGAAGCAUUUUCCAACUGCAAAUCUUUGGCGAAAGUGGUGAUUCCGGAUUCUGUGGCUUACCUUGGGUCAGGUGCCUUUCGUCACUGCCAUUCUUUGGCCAGUGUGAUCCUGUCCAAGUCACUGACAGGCAUUGAAAGGAACACCUUCGAAGGUUGCGAGUCCUUGGUGGAACUGGCCAUCCCUGGUUCAGUGACAAAGAUUAUGCAAGAUGCCUUCGCAAAUUGCAGCUCUUUGGAAAGUAUCACAAUCCCAGAAUUGGUGGUCAAGAUUGGAGUGGGCUGCUUCCGGCGUUGCAGAAGUUUGUCAUCGCUGGCCGUCCCAAAGUUAGUGACGCAGAUUGAAAGACACGUUUUUGCAGAAUGCAGCUCAUUGAUUAGCAUUGUUCUCCCUGACUCUGUGAGCAAUAUUGGGCACAAUGCAUUUGGAAGCUGCAGCUCAUUGGCAUGCUUGACAAUCCCUGAGUCAGUGACACGCAUUGAAGAAGAUGCUUUUGCAAACUGCGGCUCUUUGGCGAAGGUGGUGAUUCCGGAUUCUGUGGCUUAUAUUGGGCCAGGUGCCUUCUGUCACUGCUGUUCUUUGGCCAGUGUGAUCCUGUCCGAGUCACUGACUGGCAUUGAAAGGAACACCUUUGAAGGUUGCGAGUCCUUGGUGGAACUCGCCAUCCCCAGCUCAGUCAGGUAUAUCAAGCGUUCAGCCUUCUUGGACUGCCUCUCCUUGCAAACUGUGAUUGUGGAAGGUUCAGUGACCCGGAUUUCGCAAGAAGCAUUUGCAAACUGCAGCUCUUUGACACAGCUAGUGGUCCCAAAGUCCCCGCGACUUGUUGAAGCUAAAGCUGCCAAUCUAUUGAGAAGGAACCAGUGCGAUUCAGUCACUUCCAUUGGGCUGAAGGCUUUUCAGAACUGUGGAUGCUUGCGCAGUUUGAGAAUCCCAGAUGCAAUCACAGAGAUCGAAGCAUUGGCAUUUGCAGAUUGCAAGGCGUUGUCAAGCCUUGAAAUGUCAAGCCGUGUGGCUCGGAUUGGGCCAAGUGCCUUUCGAAACUGCAGCUCUUUGGGUACUUUGCGACUACCUGAUUCUGUGCUGGAGAUUGGGUUUGGAUGCUUCCAUGGGUGCAGUUCUUUGAGCAAGCUACUCCUCCCCAAGUCACUGAAGCAGAUUGAGUCGUUGACCUUUUCCCGGUGCAGCUCGUUGUGCAGCCUGGUGAUCCCUGACUGCGUGACCCAGAUUGGGCAAGCCUUGUGUCAACACUGCAGCUCCUUGAAGAGCGUUGUGAUCUCCAACACUGUGACUCGGAUUGAGCCCUUGGCCUUUGCAGACUGCACAGCUUUGGUUGAGCUGACGCUCCCAAAUUCCCUCGUGCGCAUAGGGAGGGCAGCUUUUGUAAACUGUAGCUCGUUGGCAUGCUUGACGAUCCCUGAGUCAGUGACACGCAUUGAAGAAGAUGCUUUUGCAAACUGCGGCUCUUUGGCGAAGGUGGUGAUUCCGGAUUCUGUGGCUUAUAUUGGGCGAGGUGCCUUCUGUCACUGCUGUUCUUUGGCCAGUGUGAUCCUGUCCGAGUCACUGACUGGCAUUGAAAGGAACACCUUUGAAGGUUGCGAGUCCUUGGUGGAACUCGCCAUCCCCAGCUCAGUGAUGCAAAUUCAUCCAGAAGCCUUCACAGGCUGCAGAUCACUCGCAGACAUGCCUUCCAUUCAGCCGGCAUCCGAGAUGCCAGGGGGCUACCGCCGAUCUGAAAAGAGUGAAGAAAACCGCUUCGCAUGGAUCGGCUCGCACGUCCUUGGCUUGGAUCUGCUCGCAUUGCGUCGUAGCGGGAGCUUGUCCGACCCCACUCGGGAACGCAUGGAGAGAUGUUGCGUCGCGAUGGGAGCGAUAGACCAAAAUCAGUCUACCAAUCAAUCUGCCAGAGUUUUUGUUUAAAUAAGUGACGUCACUAUAGCAUGCAGAUGUUUGGAUGAAUGAAUUUGGUGUACCACUCACCAGUGGAAACUCGCAGUAUCCAGACACAUGUGUUUUGUGUGUGUGUGCGUGUGUGCGCGUUCUUGUUUCCAAUUGGACGACAUCGCUGAACACGAGUUUUAAAGUGGCAAUCUGGUUUAGACAAAACAUGGG